This is a messenger RNA of Chenopodium quinoa (quinoa), 1640 nucleotides long. Its product is annotated as proline-rich protein 4-like. Lineage: Eukaryota; Viridiplantae; Streptophyta; Magnoliopsida; Caryophyllales; Amaranthaceae. The transcript has 2 exons. Bases 141 to 1283 code for a protein of 380 amino acids. The record is from RefSeq and is a predicted model, not a curated record.
CUCCCGAGGCCUAUCAUUUUUAUUCAAGUUGUAUGCCAAGAUCUUCUGGCAGGGUUAUCAGCACUUAAUCCUGCAUUGUUUGCCUGCUUAUCAGACCAGUCUAGCUGUUCUGUGAGCGCGUGUAAAGUUAGGGGAUCCCAAUGAGGAUAUCAAUCCCGGUCAUUUUGACCCUAUUGUUUGCCACAAGCUUCUGUUAUGGCGCUCAAAAGACUGUAGAGGUCAUUGGAGUUAGUGAAUGUGCUGACUGUCAGCAGAACAAUAUCAAGCACAGCCAUGCUUUUGAAGGACUUAAAGUUACAAUUGACUGCAAGCUUGCGAAUGGGUAUAUGAAAAGAAGAGCAGAAGGGAAGCUCGAUAAAGAAGGGAACUUUAAGGUAGAUCUUCCACAUGACAUUGUGGAGGAUGGAAAGAAGUUGAAGGAAGAAUGUUAUGCACAACUUCAUGGUGCAUCAGGCAUACCAUGCUCGGCUCAUAAUGGGAUCGAGUCUUCGAAACUAACCUUUGUUUCUGAAUCUGAUGGAAAACACACAUUUAGCCCAGUUGGAAAACUAAAAUUCUCACCAGAAACUUGCACAUCUGCCUUCUUGUGGCCUCACUUUAAGUAUCCACCUUUGCAUAAGAAGUCCUUCCCUAAGUUGCCAUUCACUUUCCCUAAGAUCUCUUGCCCUCCGUUUUUCAAGAAACCGUUUUUCAAGAAACAUUUCUUCAAGAAGCCAAUUAUCUCUAUUCCAAAGUACAAGAAAUCUUUCCCACAUGUCCCUAUAUACAAGAAGCCAUGCCCACCACCCGUGCCAGUAUACAAAAAGCCUCACCCAACACCCGUGCCAGUGUACAAGAAGCCACUCCCACCACCCGUGCCAGUAUACAAGAAGCCACUCCCACCACCCGUGCCAGUAUAUGAGAAGCCACUCCCACCACCCGUGCCAGUGUACAAGAAGCCACUCCCACCACCCGUGCCAGUAUACAAGAAGCCAUGCCCACCACCUGUGCCAGUAUACAAGAAGCCACUCCCACCACCCGUGCCUGUAUACAAGAAGCCACUCCCACCACCAGUGCCAAUAUACAAGCCACCUGUAUUCAAGAAGCCGCCUGUUAUCCCAGUAUAUAAGCCAAAGCCUCUUCCUCCUAUUACCUUCCCCCCUAAGAAGCCAUGUCCUCCUAUUAGUAUUCCUAAGCUCCCUCCAUUUAAGUUCCCAGACCACCCCAAAUUUCCUCCAAAGGUUUUUGAACAUCCCAAGUACAAAAAGUGGCCUUCUUUCCCACCAUUCACUCCUCAUCCUUGAUCAAAGAGACCAUUUGCUUUAUUUGUAGCGCCGUGAUUUAUUUCAUUUCAUUACAGGAUCAUAUUCUUAUUGAUGCAGUAAUAUUUAUAGUGUGUUCUUCAUUCUGCAUCGAUGCAAGAAGGAGCGUGCUGGUUCAGUUUACUCUCCAAAAGAUGCAGGCAGCAGCAGGCAGUUUCACCCUGAAGUACUAGAGUGUUUAUAAGUCAUCAUUGUUUUUAUUACUGUUUCUUAUUUACUUGUACAAUGUUCUUGCUACACCAUAUCUUUUGUAAUAUCUAUUUUGCCAAUAAGAUUGGUGACAUUAUUUGUUGAAUUUGUUAUCAUAUCUCUAUAAUUAAGCAAAUGAUUGUUGAGAAA